Varanus komodoensis (Komodo dragon) is the source of this 2397-nucleotide messenger RNA. RefSeq names its product Rap1 GTPase-GDP dissociation stimulator 1 (gene RAP1GDS1). The record is from RefSeq and is a predicted model, not a curated record. Gene Ontology annotation, molecular function: protein binding; guanyl-nucleotide exchange factor activity. Gene Ontology annotation, cellular component: cytosol. Lineage: Eukaryota; Metazoa; Chordata; Lepidosauria; Squamata; Varanidae. Gene Ontology annotation, biological process: positive regulation of GTPase activity. The transcript has 14 exons. The coding region runs from base 140 to 1792 and encodes 550 amino acids.
CAAGCCCUGGCGCAAAACAACACAGAGACAAGUGAACAAAUCCAGAAAAGUGGGAUCCUCCAGGUGUUUGCAAGUCUGUUGACUCCGCAGUCUUCCUCAACUGCAAAAGUAGCUAACAUCAUAGCAGAAGUAGCCAAAAAUGGUGAGGUUUUCCACAAGGCCUUUUCUGCUGGAACAUCUUCAGUUUUGCAGCUCACUUGUCAAAUUUAUGCGGAAUCCAUGUGUGGAUGCUGGCUUGAUCCCACCGCUGGUACAACUCUUAAACUGCAAAGAUCAGGAAGUGCUUCUUCAAACAGGACGUGCCUUGGGCAACAUAUGCUAUGACAGCCAUGAGGGCAGAAACGCAGUUGACCAUGCAGGUGGGGCACAGAUUGUAAUAGACCAUUUAAGGUCACUGUGCAGUAAAACAGAUCCAGCCAGUGAGAAGCUCUUGACUGUCUUUUGUGGCAUGCUGAUGAACUAUAGCAAUGAGAAUGAUACCCUACAAACUCAGCUCAUCAAAAUGGGAGUUAUCCCAACAUUAGUGAAAUUGUUGGGCAUUCAUUGCCAAAAUUCUGCUUUGACUGAAAUGUGCCUUGUUGCGUUUGGAAACUUAGCAGAACUUGAAUCAAGCAAAGAGCAGUUCGCCUACACAAACAUUGCCGAAGAGCUUGUGAAGCUGUUCAAAAAGCAAAUAGAACAUGACAAGAAAGAGAUGAUUUUUGAAGUUUUGGCUCCUUUGGCAGAAAAUGAUAUCAUUAAGCUGCAGCUGGUUGAAGCAGGACUUGUAGAGUGUCUACUUGAGAUUGUCCAAAAGACUGUAGAGAGUGACAAAGAUGAUGACAUUGCGGAACUUAAAACUGCCUCUGACCUUAUGGUUCUGCUCCUGCUGGGUGAUGAAUCAAUGCAAAAACUAUUUGAAGGAGGAAAAGGCAGCGUGUUCCAAAGGGUGCUUUUAUGGAUCCCAUCUAAUAACCAUCAGCUGCAGCUUGCAGGAGCAUUGGCAAUUGCAAAUUUUGCUAGAAACGAUGGAAACUGUAUCCAUAUGGUGGAUAAUGGUAUCGUUCAGAAACUGAUGGAUUUACUGGACAGGCAUGUGGAAGAUGGAAAUGUCACUGUACAGCAUGCAGCGCUGAGUGCACUCCGAAAUCUCGCUAUUCCUGUUGUAAAUAAGGCAAAGAUGCUGUCAGCUGGCGUGGCAGAAGCAGUAUUGAAAUUUCUCAGAUCCGAGAUGCCCCCUGUUCAGUUCAAGCUGCUGGGGACGUUAAGAAUGUUAAUAGAUGCACAAGCAGAAGCUGCUGAACAGCUGGGGAAGAAUGUGAAGUUGGUUGAAAGGCUGGUGGAGUGGUGUGAAGCCAAGGACCACGCCGGCGUGAUGGGAGAGUCAAACAGGCUGCUCUCUGCUCUUAUACGACACAGCAAAUCAAAAGAUGUAAUUAGGACCAUUGUUCAGAGUGGCGGCAUUAAGCACUUAGUUACCAUGGCAACUAGCGAACAUGUAAUAAUGCAGAACGAGGCUCUUGUUGCCCUGGCACUAAUAGCUGCUCUAGAAUUAGGUACAGCAGAGAAGGAUCUCGAAAGUGCACAGUUAGUACAGAUUCUACACAGGCUGCUGUCUGAUGAGAGGAGUGCACCAGAAAUCAAGUACAACUCCAUGGUGCUGAUCUGUGCUCUUAUGGGAUCAGAACUCCUUCACAAGGAAGUACAGAGCCUGGCCUUUCUAGAUGUCGUAUCAAAACUCCGCAGCCACGAGAACAAAACGGUCGCCCAGCAGGCUUCCCUCACAGAGCAGAGACUCGCCGUGGAAAGCUGAGGAAGGGCACCCCAACCCCACAUAGCAUCGCGUCACCGAUUCCACCUUCCAUCUUGUCCUGUUGCCGCUCCUGCUAUGUUCCCCCCACUGUGUCACUUGUGCAUGCAACAUGCUCACACUGAUCGAACUGCUGUAGGUACCUCUCAAAUACGAUUUCUAAGAGCCCAUAGCCAAUCAUCAUUGCAGGAUCCUGGGUAUGGGUAUGUUCUCUCAUACACACACACAGAAUCUCCAGCCCUGUCGGUGUUCUACUCGUAUUCGCGUUGCUUGGGCCACAUAGUAGAAUAUGCAUGUGUAGUCCUAUAAUAAUGUUACGUGGCACUACAGUGAUGACUUUUCCCUUCAUAGCCCUAACUCCGUAACAGUGUACUGCUAACUUAGGGACAAAAACCAGGAGGCAGCAAGGCCCGGGCUGGACUGCCAGCAAGGUGAGGUUUCAGAGAAGCUAGGCAGGGAGUCGCAUGCUCGUUUCAGUGCUUUUAGGAACACCACCACAAUGGGAUGAGUGAAGGAAGUCUUGCUGCUCAUUCAUUGGUCUUACCUAUUAAUGUCAAUCCCGUGGUACCUAGAGACAAACAAAUAAAUUCCAGUGCUCUCACACUUUA